AUGAGAAUCGAAACCUGCUACUUCUGCUCUUCGCCCGUAUACCCGUCAAAGGGCAUAACCUUCGUGCGCAAUGAUGCCAAGGCCUUCCGCUUCUGCAAAUCAAAAUGCCACAAGAACUUCAAGAUGAAGCGCAACCCCCGCAAGCUCGCCUGGACAAAGUCUUUCCGUCGCGCGCACAACAAGGAAAUGACCGUCGACUCGACCCUCACCUUCGCUCAGCGCCGCAACGUGCCCGUGCGAUACAACCGCGAUCUGAUCCAGACCACCCUCAAGGCCAUGGGCCGUGUAUCCGAGAUCCGGCAGAGGAGAGAGCGCGCCUUCUACAAGGCCCGCAUGCGUGGCAACAAGCAGAGGCAGCGUGAGGAGGACAGGAAGUUGGUUGAGGAGAACCAGCAUCUGCUGCCGCCGAGCGAGCGAUUUGCCAAGGACGAGGUUGAGCAGGAAGACAUGGAGGUCGAUGUGCAGAAGGUCAAGGACAAGGUUGCGGCAAGGAGGAAGGAGCUCGAGGCUGAGGAGAGCGAGCUCAGUGAGCUCGAGGAGACGACACCCAAGACGAGGAGCAAGACUAAGAAGAUGAUGAAGAGGAAGGUUGGCGGCGGUGUUGAGGCUAUGGAUGUUGACGAGUAG
This is a messenger RNA of Alternaria burnsii, 627 nucleotides long. Its product is annotated as ribosome biogenesis protein rlp24. Gene Ontology annotation, cellular component: nucleolus. Bases 1 to 627 code for a protein of 208 amino acids. The record is from RefSeq and is a predicted model, not a curated record. Lineage: Eukaryota; Fungi; Ascomycota; Dothideomycetes; Pleosporales; Pleosporaceae. The transcript has 2 exons. Gene Ontology annotation, biological process: ribosomal large subunit biogenesis.